Puccinia triticina is the source of this 576-nucleotide messenger RNA. RefSeq lists its product as uncharacterized. The record is from RefSeq and is a predicted model, not a curated record. The coding region runs from base 1 to 576 and encodes 191 amino acids. The transcript has 2 exons. NCBI's taxonomy places the organism in Eukaryota, Fungi, Basidiomycota, Pucciniomycetes, Pucciniales, Pucciniaceae.
AUGCGACCCACCACACACCUUCCCAGCUCUGGCCCAAGGCAAGAUUGCCAGCUCUCCCAGCUCUGGCAACCACACAAAAUCCCAGCUCUUCCAGCUCUGGCCCAAGGCAAGACUACCAGCUCACCCAGCUCCGGCCGCCAACCACCAUCCCAGCUCUUCCAGCUCUGGCCCAAGGCAAGACUGCCAGCCCUGCCAGCUCCACCCACCACACACCUUCCCAGCUCUUCCAGCUCUGGCCCAAGGCAAGAAUGCCAGCCCUGCCAGCUCUGUGACCCACCACACACCUUCCCAGCCCCUCCAGCUCUGGCCCAAGGCAAGAUUGCCAGCUCUCCCAGCUCCACCCACCACACACCAUCCCAGCUCUUCCAGCUCUGGCCCAAGGCAAAACUACCAGCUCUCCCAGCUCCGGCCCCCAACCACCAUCCCAGCUCUUCCAGCUCUUGCCCAAGGCAAGACUGCCAGCUCUGCCAGCUAUGUGACCCACCACACACCUUCCCAGCUCUGGCCCAAGGCAAGAUUGCCAGCUCUCCCAGCUCUGGCAGCCACACACCAUCCCAGCUCUUCCAGGCUGUAUAA